AUGACGCUGAUGCUCCCAGCAUCGUCGUCGACGACGACGGCAGUAUUUCGAAGCAGCAGCAGCGGGAGAAGAAAGAACCACGGGGCGAAGAGAAUGUUGAGGGUUCGCGCGUCGUCGUCGUCGGAGAAAGAGACAAAGAAGCGCGCAAAAGAAGAAGAAGAAGUUCCUCCUUCGGUUUUGGGACCAUCGCACGCGACGAUCCACUCCUCGAGCGUGGAGAAAGAAACGAUUGAAGUCGUCACGGACGAUCCUCGCGAGCAGUUGAAACGGUAUCAGGAGAAGUAUCGGUAUUCGAUUCGGCACCCGGGUGCGUUUUGGGCCGAACUCGCGUACGAGAACUAUAGUUGGGAAAAUCGAGACGAGUUUUUCAAACACAACGAACACAACGAACGCGAAAAUUUCGACGCGAGGAAAGGCGACGUAAACGUCGAGUUCUUUAAAGGCGCGAAGACAAAUAUAGCGUACAACUGUUUGGAUCGAAACAUCGAGAAAGGUUUAGGAGACGCGCCGGCGAUUAUUUUUGAGUCCGACGAAGGCUUCGAGCGAGAGAAGCGGUGCGAAACGCUCACGUAUUUGGAGUUGAAAGAGAAGAGCGAUAAGUUAGCCAAUCACUUGAUUUACGUGUGCAACGUGAAACCGGGGGAUGUGGUUGUGUGUUACUUACCGAUGAUUCCAGAGGUUGUGGUGACGAUGAUGGCGUGCGCGAGGAUCGGCGCGGUGCAUAACGUCGUUUUCGCCGGGUACUCUGCGGAGGCGUUGGCGAAAAGAAUCAUCGAUAGCGAGGCUAAAGUUUUGGUAUCGGCGGCGAUGUCGUAUCGAGGCGGAAAGGCGAUUGAGUUGUUUAAGAUUGUCGCCGAAGCGGAAAAAAUUUGCGAGAUACAAGGGCAUCGAAUCGAGGAAAGAGUGUGUCACUUUAACUUGCCCGGAUCGGAGCCGCACACGGAUUGGCCAAAGGAAAAAGCGGAGAUAUUAGCCGCGUACAAACAACGACACGGAGGUAAUGAAAUGUCACCCGCUUGGACGGACGCGCCGCACGGCAUCAUGCGUCCAUAUUAUGGUUUAUGCCUUCUUGAAAGUUUUGAUUUGGCGUUGGACGAGCAAGAGUCGCGACCUCCGCCGGUGACGAUCUGGCGCGACGCGGAAGACCCAGCGUUUAUUUUGUAUACGAGCGGGUCAACGGGCGCACCCAAAGGUGUCGUUCACGUGAUUGGCGGAUAUAUGGUUCACGUCGGGGAGACGAUGAAAGAAGCGUUUAACGUAAAAGCUGGCGACGUGACAUUUUGCACCGCAGACGUCGGAUGGAUAACGGGUCACUCGUAUCUUGUCUACGGUCCGUUACUGAACGGUUGCACCUCGAUUUUAUACGAAGGUAAACCAGAUUACCCGAACGCGAGUCGAUUGUGGGAAAUUUGCGACAAAUAUCGCGCAAAAGUUUUAUACACCGCACCAACUGUUAUUCGAUCUUUGAAGAAACAAGGCGACGAGUGGGUCACGAAAACGAAACGAGAUUCUUUGGAGAUCUUAGGAACGGUUGGAGAACCUAUCGGCGAAUCCGCGUGGACGUGGUUCCACGACGUCGUCGGCGAGGGAAAGUUGCCAAUAGUUGAUACGUGGUGGCAAACCGAAACCGGCGGACACGUCAUCUUAUCUUUACCGAACGUCGGCGAACAGAAACCGGGGAGAUGCGGAUUACCUUUCUACGGAUGCAUUCCUGCGAUUCUCGACCCGCAAACCGGGAAAGAAUUAGAUGGACCAAACGUGGAAGGUCUGCUCGCGUUAAAACCUCCCGCGUUACCUGGGAUGUUUCGCGACAUUUACAAAAAUCACGAACGAUACGUCAAGUCGUAUUUUCAAGAGAUUGACGGGUACUACGUCUCCGGCGAUGGCGCGAGAAGAGACGAAGAUGGGCAAUACUACAUCACCGGGCGAGUCGACGAUGUAAUCAACUGCUCUGGUCACAGAAUUGGCACGGCUGAAGUCGAAAACGCGCUCGCUCGGAACGUGUUUGUAACCGAAGCCGCGGUCGUAGGCAUCCCGUCUGAGAUUAAAGGCCAAGAGUUGUUCGCGUUUUGCUCGCUGAGAGAAGAUAUUCAAUUUUUGAAAGAGAAAGCGGAAUUGAAAUCAUCCAAGUAUACCCCGGAGCAGUUGAUUGUAAGAGAUCUCAUGGACACAUGCGCGAAGGAAAUCGGUUCGUUUGCAAAACCAACCGGUGGGAUUUUGCUUCUCCAGCCAGGCACUGGAAUUCCCAAGACGCGCUCGGGAAAGCUCGUUCGAAGAGUUUUACGCAAGAUUGCCAAAGGUGAUUUGACGGGUGACUUUGGAGAUUUAAGCGCGGUGGCGAAUCCAGAAUCGAUUCAAUGCAUCAUCCAAGCGAAGAAAAAAGCGAACGAAGCGGAAAACUAG
Bathycoccus prasinos is the source of this 2403-nucleotide messenger RNA. RefSeq names its product acetyl-coenzyme A synthetase. The record is from RefSeq and is a predicted model, not a curated record. The transcript is spliced from 2 exons. NCBI's taxonomy places the organism in Eukaryota, Viridiplantae, Chlorophyta, Mamiellophyceae, Mamiellales, Bathycoccaceae. Gene Ontology annotation, molecular function: acetyl-CoA synthetase activity. Bases 1 to 2403 code for a protein of 800 amino acids. Gene Ontology annotation, biological process: acetyl-CoA biosynthetic process.